AAAGCGUGGUCACCCAUUGGGCCAUAUGAAAGAUCCUCUGCUGUUUUAGAGGAAAUGUUUUCCAAUGGUAACCAGGUCACAAACUCGUGGUGGCCUAACUUGCUUAACCGAAUUCGUAACAUUUGGAGGGCAGCCAACUCUUAGAUGGCCUUGUGGCUUCUGACUAAGCGUUGUUCCAUAUGGAUUUAUCUCUUCCACAAUGCUGGAAUGGAUGUCAUCAAAACGCUUUUCUACGGAUUCUUUCCCAAUGGAGUUUUCUUUGUGGUGGUGGGGUAUUGUACUUAAAAUGGUUUGAAGGCUAGUUUUGGAAAAUGUGAUGUGCUCUUGUGCCUAUUUGUAGGCCUGCUAUAAAUAGGUUUGGCGGGCUACGCAUGCUCAUGUUUGAUUGGAAAUUGCACAGUGCCUUGAGCCGGAGAGAGUGGUGGGUCCAUCUACAAAGAGACAAAAGGAAAGCUAUGAAUGCUGCUUUCUCCCAGAUUUAGACCAUAACAGAUAACCGCCACAGAAGAAAACCUCAUUUGUUUGGUGGAUUGACAUCAUCAUCUGUCGACUUCUCUGAGGAAGUUUCUCCUGGGAAUUUAAGUUUGAAAGAGAAACUCUAUCUGUUGGAGAAUGAGUUCCAGGAGGCUGAUGACACGCUCCUACUCCGCGGGGGACGGGAGGUCCAGCUCCCACAAUGGAGAUGAUGUCAUAGGGAGUAGCAGAGCCAGCAGCCGCAGCUACCUCUCUAGUGUCAGGCCUGAAAACAGCUACUCCAGUCACAGCUAUUCUCAGUACAGGCCAUCAAGGAGCACACUACAUUGUGUUAUGGCACAUUUAACGGAGGAGACCCAGCCAUCCUUUGAGACAACAUUAAAGUCAAGAGCCGUAUCUGAAACCUGUAACAUCAAGUUCACCUGUGAGGUGUCAGGUCACCCCGCUCCAGAAGUGACAUGGUACAAAGAUGAUUUGCAAUUGGACAGAUACUGUGGACUACCUAAAUACAACAUUUCCCGCAAUGGACAAAACCAUUCAUUGCACAUUUACAAUUGCACUAUGGAGGAUGCAGCCAUCUACCAGGCGUCAGCCAGGAACAACAAAGGCAUUGUGUCUUGCUCUGGAGUCCUUGAGGUGGGGACGAUGAGCGAGUACAAGAUCCAUCAGCAGUACUUCGCCAAGAUCAAACUGAAGGCCGAAAACACACGCAGAGAGCUGGAGGAGCCCAAGCUGUGGGACAAGGAGAACCACGGGUCUCCUGCUGCUCGGCAGGAGACACUGAGGACCAUCAGUCCAGACCGGUCCCAGAGGAAGAGACGGUCCCCCAUGGACCCCAGCCUCAGCGCCCCCUGCUCUGUGGAGGAUGAAGGGGUUGAGGAGAACGCUCAGGCUCAUACUGGGGAGGCAGAGGCCAGGCUACAGGACACACCUGUGGGGGGAGAAGAAAAGCGGGAAACUAACAGGGCUGGGGCUUCCAAUGUCAAUGGACAGGCAGCCAAUACAGAGAAUAGCAGCAGCAAAGGCCUGACGUAUGUUUACGAUUCAGUGCAGAAGUCUUUUGCUCCACACACGCCAAAAGCAUCACUGGCCAAGAAGAAGAUAAAGAUCUCCAAUGGAGAGGAGAGUGGGAUGACGGCUGAUAGCCAAGCAGGGAAUGGGCCUGAGGAGAGAGGGAUGAGUGAAGGAGGAGAGGUCAGUGUGACACCCUGUCUGGUUGAGUCCUCACCCUCACUGGGGUCAUCAGAAGAGGUAAUGGAAGUGGAGAGUGCUGUUGAAACUUCAGCCUCAAAGACAGAGAGUGUAAAAUACAUGAAGCAGCCUGAGAGAGCCCCACUGAACAACACUGUGUCAGUAAUGGAAGAAGUGAAGGUCCAAGUGAAGGAUAAAGUACCUGUACAGACCCCACCACACAACGGACAGCCUAGCAUCCUGUCUCCUUCUACUGGGGUCCUCUCUACAGGGGAAACCAUCUCAGGGAAUAAGAGUCAGAAUGGUGCAGUGGCUCAGGUGACGCAGAAGGUUGGAAAUAACAAUAUUAUGGGGAGUCAGAGUACAGUUCCUCCUGUCACCUCAUCACAAUCACAACCAAGUCCUUCAGCUAAACUAAAACCACAACCAAGUCCUCCUUCAGCGAAACCUCAACCACAACCAUGUCAACCAAGUCCUCCUUCUGUGACGUUACAACAACAACCGAGCCAUAUAGUAAAACCACAACCACAACCAAACCCUUCAGCGAAACCACAACCACAACCAAAUCCUCCUUCUGGGAAACUACAACCACAACCACAACCACGUCAACAAAGUCCUUCAGCAAAACCACAACCAUGUUCCUCAGUAACCCCACAACUACGUCAACCAAGUCCUUCAGCGAAACUCCAAGCAAGUCCUUAUGUGAAACCACAAUCACAACCAAGUCCUUCUGCGAAACUACAACCACAACAAAGUCCUUCAGUAAAACUACAACCACAACCACAUCAACAAAGUCCGUCAGUGAAAUUUCAACCACAACCACGUCAAACCAGUCCUUCAGUGAAAUUACAACCACAGCUACAACCACAUCAACCAAGUCCUUCUGCGAAUCUACAACCACAACUACAACCUCAACCAAGUCCAUCUGUAAAACAACAACCACAACCAAGUCACUCUGUUACGCCACAACCACAAGCAAGUCCUUCAGUAACAACUCCACAGGUGUUAAGCAACACACCAGAGGACAUUAAACCCCAUCAAAGCAAUGUAACAGACAUGGAGGUAGACGAUAAGCCUUCUGCCCUGGAACACCUAAACAGCACCACUACUCCCCUAAAAGCUCAAACUGAAUGCCCAGUGAAGGGUUCAGCAUCAGUGCUUGUGGUGCUAAACUCAGAUACAGUUGAAGUUGCUGGGGGUUCAGUGGAGUCAGUACUAACAACACCCUGUAAGAGCAGCGAGGCUGUCUCUGCCUUGCCUCAGCGUCUGUGUGAACAGUCAGGAGAUCAGCUGUCUGUGGAGGAAACAAGCACGUGCCCAAAGAAUGUGUCUGUGUCUCGGCUGCCUGCACUGCUGGGCGAAGUGGUUACACAGAACCACAGACAGACAGCGAGAGAGAGGAAUGGAACACCUGUCAGGCAAGAACCUGUAAUACUAACCAUCCGGAGCAAGCUGGACGGACAAUCACCUUCGCCACAACGCUCUCCAUCGUCAUCGGACAGAGAGGUCACACCAGAUGCCAACAAGUGGUCUCCUACAUUGCACAAUCCUCCGUGCCAAUCGGCCUCUGACAAAAUAACGCAGGGCACAUGGGAUCUUUCCAGGGGAUCAAAUGAGAGCCAUACAUUACCUUUUACAGAGCCACUAAAGUCACCCCUCGAAAGCCUGGGUGUUGGUGAGAAAACCUUGGGGUGUAGUGUUUCCUCAGUCGGCCAGCAAGGCCAAGUUGAGAUAGCUAUAAAAACCGUUGGGGAGACAGAAAUACAAGUUGAGGAUAAAGUACAGGGUAAUAAUCUGUCUGAGUUACAUGCACAGGGAGACAGUUAUGAGAGAAGAGCUGAUAUGGAAACUGUUUAUGAAGUUAGCAAAGUUCAGGAAGGUGAAAUUGAAAGACUUACGAAAGCACCUGAAAAGAAAAACGUUGAAAGUAUAGCAGUGGCUUUAUUUGAUGAAAAGAGUAUACCUGUGUUGAAGAUAGCAGAAUGUCAAAUUCCACAUAUUCAAAAAAUGUGUUCUCCAAAUCCUUCUCUUAAUCCCCGCUUUCAGCCUAUUAUUCCAGACACAUCCCAGACGGCAGACACAACAACAAGUGUCCCAAACACAAACAUCUCAGAACAACAAACAAAAGCCCCAACACCUGUAGCCAUAGUAAUAUCUAAUGCCGAGCUUCUAAGGUCACAAAUGGAGAAAAGUGCCCCUACAGAAGUAAGUCCAGUGCCACCAAUUUCAGUGGCACCCAAUCCAGUGCCACCCAUUUCAGAGGCACCUAUUUCAGUAGCUACCAUUUCAAUGCCCCUUAUACCAAUUAUAAACACAGACAAACAACCUAAAUGUCCUCCAUCAACUGACAUACAGAAUGUGAGAAUGCAAAGUCCAGAGUUGAGGAUGGAUGAGACAGAGUACAGGCAGGAACCUGAGAAAGACACUUGUAAGAAGGAAACCGAUACGUCUGUCGGUUCUAUUUCAGCUUCAAAUGUAGAAUAUAGGUUUACUACCUCUGAACCAGAACGAGUUGAGUCUCCCAUAGUUAGUGCUAUGACUGAAGCCUCACCUAAAGCUUUUGAUAUUCCUCCUAUCUCUAUCAUAGACAUGGAUGGCACUUUAGAGAACAGUAAUCCUCCUGUAUGUAUAGUGACAGACAUUGAAAGUGUCAUGGGUACAGACCAGGAGCAUCUUUUGGAUCAUAAUGCUGAUAUUAGUCCGGCUGCGAAUAAGGAUGGUCAAAGGGAGUCUUCUCUUGUUACUCCAGAGCAGAAGUCCUCGGACAUUACAGUUCCUCCUACAUCUAUCUCAUCGGUUACCUUCACUGCAGAGAAACAACAAACACUAGAAAAUACAGUCAAAGGGAUGGAUUCUUCACACUCACUGCCUCCAGUGUUCAGCAGUCAACAUGGCAGAGACAAAAGGUGUGCUUCUCCCCUUUCGGAGCGUUCACAGGAAUCUAGCUCACUUCCUAGUGCCACUGAGAACCAAAGUAUUUCUACUAAAAAGCCAGGAUUUACAAACAACAUUGCAACCCCGACAUUGCAACCUGUCAGUGAAAAACGGAGAGACUCUUCAUCAGAUACUGGUAUUAUUUUAGGUCAGAGGGAAGCAUGCAAACCUGAUAUUCCUCAGCCUGGUCCUCAGACUGUACGAAGGUUUGAUACCAAGGGUUCCCCAAGUAGUGAGACACAAGGGUCAGUACCUGUUCCCACCAUUCUGUUGGAUAGCAAAGGCUCUCCAUCCAAGGAGGUGAAAGUUGAGGAAAAUUCAAAGCCAGACUCUUCAACAUCUUUCUCAGUCACUGAAAGCAGUACUGGCCUGCUGAAGAGAUCAGACAGUGUGUCCCCCAUCCCCUCAGCCACCCCAAAGGAGCUGGCCUCCGGCGCUCGACGCAAAAUCUUAAUCCCGAAACCCAAAGGAGAGGACCCGGAAGUUGCUGCUUCACCAAUUGACACCUGGAGCCCCCAGAGAGAGGAGGUCCCCAGGAUGAGCUCCAGGCUCUCCCCAGAGUCCUCCUCUCCCAUGUCCCCUGGUCUGUCCCGCAGGUCGCCCCUGCUGCAGCCCCCCAACGGCCAGCACACCCCUCCAACAGAGAGACGCUCCCCACUGCUCAGUAGGAGGAAGCUGGCUCCAACCUCAGAGUCCCCCAAACAGAGCCAGGAACCUGCCCUGGAAACAACCGACACUGCCAAGACUGAGGAGAAACCAGCUGAGAAGGGCAAGCAUAACCCAUUCAAAGCUCCUCAGGUCAUCAGGAAGAUUAGAGGAGAGCCCUUCUCAGAUGCGGCAGGACAUCUGAAGCUGUGGUGCCAGUUCUUCAACGUUCUUAGUGACUCCACCAUCAAGUGGUUCAGGGAUGAGGUGGAGAUCGCUGAGGUUAAAAGAAGUGCAGGAGAUGAGACUCAGGUAGCGUUGGCUAUUGUCCAGACGUCCAGCAGAGACUGUGGAGUUUAUGGCUGCACCAUCACUAAUGAAUACGGGACAGACACAACAGACUUCCUACUCAGUGUUGACAUACUCUCUGGCAUGUUUCUGCGUGAGGAUCAAGAAGUGGGAGAGGAGAUAGAGAUGGUCCCACUGCUGUUCACCAAGGGCCUGGCUGACUCUGGAGUCUGGGGAAGUAAGCUCUUUGGGCGUAUCAUGAUGGAGGAGGCCCAUAUAGGAGAGGGCUGCUCCCACAAGGCCUGCAGGGUGAAGGUCAUCUAUGGGCUGGAGCCGGUGUUUGAAUCUGGGACCACCUGUUACAUCAAGGUGAAGAGCCCCAUCGCCUACUACGGAGCCAAGGAGGAGAGUAACCUGAUCGAGAGGAACCUGGCAAUCACCCAACAGGAAUGUAGAAUUCAGAACCUCGCUCGUGAAUACUGCAAGAUCUUUGCUGCGGAAUGUAGGGUGAUAGGAACCUUUGGAGUAGCGCUGGAAGUGAUCCCAGUCUACCUUAUGUACCGGCCUGCCAACACCAUUCCCCACGCUACGGUGGAGUCUGACCUGAAGGGGGUUUAUCUGAGGUACUGUCUGAUGGACGCUACAGGCCGGCUGGUCAUGAGAACUGGCUCAGAGGCGGCACUGAAGUGUUGUGCUCUGCAGCACUGGAUCCUCCAGUGGACCAAUGGAAACCUGCUGCUCACUCGGAUGGAAGGUGUUGACUUCAAGAUCACAAAUGUUGGAAUUUCCAUCAAAUCGAAAGGGUACCAAAGUCUCAGGAUCACAGAGAACCCCAAUGUGUUUGAGCAGUUUGUCUCUCAGCACCAGUGUAACUACUACUGCGGCCUCCUCAGCCUGAGGUCACUGAAGACACAGGACUCCCUGCAGACCCCAGCCAAACCCAAGGGUUCCAGGAGCCCCCUGCUCCACCGCAAGAUGGGCGGCUCCUCCAGUCCCCAGCCCUCCAGGAAGGCCACAGGAAGCCCCAGGCUGACCAGAAAGCCAGCACAGCCAGAGGACAGCAAAGCCACCGCCAAGCACAUGGCCAAUGAUGUCCCCAAUGUUGUCCGAAGUUAGAAUGGCUUCAUCGGCCGUAGAGAGCAAGCAACUGCUUUUCUCAAUAAAGAUAAUAAAUGCUGAACCAGAUAUGGAUUUACUGCCAGACUUGUCCUCCCACCUAUAGAGCUUUGGGGGAGCUGGGAGCCGGUCUGGGAUGAAAGGCUGGUGACCCCUCCUCCAAGCUGUGACACACACACAGACAGACAGACAGGACAGACAGACAGACAGACAGAAAGACAGAAAGACAGAGACAGACAGACACAGAGCCCUGGGUCCCAAAAGAAAGAUGAGAUCAGAAGGAGAAAGAGAAAGCCAGGAGAAUAAAGAAACCAGGAGAAGGAAGAACGUAAAUGCUGCCAGACAUGACAGAGGCUUCAUCCACAUCUUUGAAUUAAUUCUGUGUUCAAAUAAACAAUGAAAUGCCCCUUCAGUUUUAAUGGGAAUGAUGCCUCUGUUGCCAGAAUCGGAGACAAUGAAAUGAAUGACUACACUAGUAUGUCCUUCAAAUUAUUAAAUUACACAUUAAUUUCACUAAUGAAUACAUUCUUAAUUUAUUUAGUAGAUUCCAUUACAUUUUAAGCUUUGACAUUAUACACGGUAGGCUACCUGGAUUCCUAUAGCAUAUUAGUAAUAAUUCGGAGUAGUAAUUCACAUAUUAGAUCGCAAGGUUAGCACGCCAGCUCGAUUCAGGUCCCAACAACAUUCAUAUUUAGGGCAAAUAAAUGUAAAGGGAUGUUGUUGAGGAGUAAAAGGUUAUCUUCAGUGGUGAGAAAACUAUGCCCUAAGAAUGUACAGUAUAUUGUAUUCCAUGACACUGUGAAUAACAACGUGGUGCUUUUUAUACUGUAACUGUCCCUACGUUUUCAUGUUGCAGUGUACGACAUUCAUAGAAAAUGCUCACUGGAUGCAAUGGCUGUAAAAUAAAAUAAAAUGUAUAGAAAUUAA
This is a messenger RNA of Coregonus clupeaformis (lake whitefish), 7575 nucleotides long. Its product is annotated as alpha-protein kinase 3. NCBI's taxonomy places the organism in Eukaryota, Metazoa, Chordata, Actinopteri, Salmoniformes, Salmonidae. Gene Ontology annotation, cellular component: nucleus. The transcript has 16 exons. Gene Ontology annotation, molecular function: ATP binding; protein serine/threonine kinase activity. The record is from RefSeq and is a predicted model, not a curated record. Bases 613 to 6648 code for a protein of 2011 amino acids. Gene Ontology annotation, biological process: cardiac muscle cell development; protein phosphorylation.